GCCACGCGCCCACGCCCACUGGCCACCGCCCCACCCCCACCCGUGCCCGUCCCGUGCUAGCUUAGCUCUCGGCUCUCGCCAUGGACGCUGCGGAGAGGAGGCUGGCUCGCGUCGCUGCCCACCUCGUUCCGUCCUUCCCGGUCCCACACGCCACCGGGCCUCCCCUCGCGCCUUCUCCCGCGGCAGCGUCCUCGUCGUCGUCCUCGCCGGCGGGGGACAGCUACAGGCGCGUGCACGGCGACGUGCCGUCGGAGCCACCGGAGUGGCGCACCGCCACAGACGAGUCAGGGAAGGAGUUCGUCGACAUCAUCUACGAGAAGGCCGUCGGAGAGGGCAUCGCCAAGAUCACCAUUAACCGGCCUGACAGAAGGAACGCCUUCCGUCCGCUGACCGUGAAGGAACUAAUGCGCGCGUUCAACGAUGCCAGAGAUGAUAGUUCGAUUGGAGUCAUCAUUCUUACAGGGAAGGGAACCAAGGCGUUCUGCAGCGGCGGUGACCAGGCGUUAAGAGAUUCUGAUGGAUAUGUGGACUUCGAUAGCUUUGGCCGCCUCAAUGUCUUAGAUCUCCAGGUGCAGAUUCGCCGUCUUCCAAAGCCUGUCAUUGCUAUGGUUGCUGGUUAUGCUGUUGGUGGUGGACAUGUUUUGCACAUGGUGUGUGAUAUAACAAUUGCAGCAGAGAACGCGAUAUUUGGGCAGACAGGGCCCAAGGUUGGAAGCUUUGAUGCUGGUUAUGGAUCUUCGAUAAUGUCCCGGUUGGUUGGACCCAAGAGAGCCCGUGAAAUGUGGUUUCUGUCACGGUUCUACACAGCUGACGAAGCUGACAAAAUGGGACUCGUGAACACCGUAGUACCGCUUGCUGAACUGGAGCAGGAAACUGUCAAAUGGUGCCGUCAGAUCUUAAGAAACAGCCCCAUGGCUAUUCGCGUGCUGAAAUCUGCACUCAACGCGGCAGAUGAUGGCCAUGCAGGCCUUCAGGAGCUUGGCGGGAAUGCCACGCUAAUAUUCUACGGCACGGAGGAGGCAAAGGAAGGGAAGAACGCGUACAUGGAGAGACGACGCCCAGAUUUCUCCAAGUUCCCACGCAAACCUUGAGUUUCAGCUCUUUGCUGAACUGGCCAAUUAUUUUACUGAUCCCCCCACCCCACCCAACUUGGAUCAUUAUGCUUACUCUACAUUGAGGAGACGGACGAUAAUCAUUUUCACUCCAAUCAAUUUUCAUAUAUACACGAUAAAUGUAUUUUGCAUGAAAAUUCAGAUCAAUGAAAAGUAAAUCUUGAUGU
Molecule: messenger RNA, 1279 nt
Organism: Zea mays
Lineage: Eukaryota; Viridiplantae; Streptophyta; Magnoliopsida; Poales; Poaceae
Exons: 9
Coding region: 81-1091 (336 amino acids)
Biological process (GO): menaquinone biosynthetic process
Cellular component (GO): cytosol
Molecular function (GO): 1,4-dihydroxy-2-naphthoyl-CoA synthase activity
Source: RefSeq, marked provisional